Exserohilum turcica Et28A is the source of this 2031-nucleotide messenger RNA. RefSeq lists its product as uncharacterized. The coding region runs from base 1 to 1989 and encodes 662 amino acids. The record is from RefSeq and is a predicted model, not a curated record. Gene Ontology annotation, molecular function: flavin adenine dinucleotide binding; oxidoreductase activity, acting on CH-OH group of donors. Gene Ontology annotation, biological process: secondary metabolite biosynthetic process. The transcript is spliced from 2 exons. Lineage: Eukaryota; Fungi; Ascomycota; Dothideomycetes; Pleosporales; Pleosporaceae.
AUGUCUCUCAUUCUUUCUGGUCUCCUUUUUCUUUCGUCCUUCGUACCGCGCAUAUUGGACCCUCAAGUUUUGCAAGACACCAACAACGAACCAAAUGUUAAUGGGCAAUCUUUUGAUUACAUCAUCGUAGGUGGGGGCUUGACUGGACUGACAGUAGCCAACCGAUUGAGUGAAGACUCAAGCCGUACUGUCCUUGUCAUAGAAAAUGGCUAUUUGGUCGACGACAUCACCACACGGGUGCCGAGCUUUGCAAACAGUAUCAAUGCGCCACUCAUGUACGACAUCACUUCCGCCUAUGACGCUGGUACCGGCGGCACACACCCUGUCUGGGUCGGAAACGUGGUAGGGGGAGGAUCGGUCAUCAACGGCAUGGCCUUUGACCGCGCAUCUGCCGCCGACUACGAUGCGUGGGAGCAACUCGGCAAUACCGGCUGGAAUUUCAACAGCCUCCUUUCCUACUUCAAAAAGUCGACGACCUUUACACCGCCAUCAGCAUCCCAGGCCCAGAAUUUUGGCAUUACCUACGACGCAUCAUACUACGGAAAUAAUGGUCCCAUUCAAGCCUCCUUCCCCAACUUCGAAUAUCAAGAUACCAAGACUAUUUGGGCAUCCUACAGGCGAGAGGGCAUUCCCUUGCCCAAAGAACAUGCCUCAGGCAACGCUGUUGGCGCGUACUGGGUACCCUCCUCCCUGCAAUCCCAGACGCAAACACGAUCUCAUGCCAAAAACGGAUACUACGACCCCGUUAAGAGUCGCAAAAACCUGGUGCUCAUUACGGGAAAGACUGUCAACGAAAUCUUGUUCAAAAGUGGCCUCCUUACCGGAUACACCGCCAAUGGUGUCCAAUUCAAGUCUCGCAAGGACGGUUCUGUCUGUCAGGUGUUUGCCAAACGCGAGGUCAUCAUGGCCGCCGGCUCAAUCUUUACACCUCAAAUACUCCAACUCAGCGGCAUCGGUCCUGCAAGCUUGCUGAACUCUGCUGGGAUCCAAGUCAAGAAGAACAUGGCGGCAGUCGGUGCCAACAUGCAGGAUCACCCCAACGCCAACAUGUAUUUCGACCUACAGAACCUGGCUUUCCCAAAUCCGUUCAGCGGUGCCAACCCUUCCUACAACGCUACAGCGUGGUCACAAUAUGACACUGACAAAACUGGUCCCCUCACCCAAGCCCACGGUAACAGUCUCGCCUUUUUGAGCUUGCAGAAUAUCACGAACAAAUGGAAUGACAUUGUGCAGACUGUAAAGUCGCAGAAUGCUCGCAGCUAUCUGCCUCCCAUCUACGAUAACGCUGCACUCCUAAACGGCUUCCAGAAGCAACGCGAUAUCAUCGCUGGCCUCCACGCCAGUCAAGACGCCGCUGUUGGUGAAUUUCCAAUGGUGCCGUUUGGCCUAGCCAUCAAUGCUCUACAACGUCCGCUUUCUCGUGGCACUGUCACCAUCGACCCUAACAACAAGUAUGCGGCUCCCGUUGUCCAGUUCAACUCUCUGCAAAACCCCGUCGACCGCCAGAUCAUCGUCGAAAUGGUUCGGUGGACACGUAAGCACUGGCAAAACCCUGAGCUUGCCAAAUUCAACCCCGUCGAACUCACGCCCGGUCCACAGGCGCAGACAGACGAUGAGAUCAUCAACGACCUUGUUCAGAACAAAGCUCUCGAGGCAUCCUUUGCACACAUGUCGGGCACCUGUGCCAUGAUGCCCGAAUCAUGUGGUGGCUGUGUGGCCAGCGAUCUUACAGUGUACGGGGUAAAAGGCCUCAGCAUCGUUGAUGCAAGCAUCAUCCCCUUGAUUCCCGCAACCCACUUACAAUCCACAAUGUAUGCUGUUGCAGAAAAGGCUGCCGACAUCAUCAAGUCCAGAAACGGCCUUAACCUUCUCAACAUACUCCCCAUCAGGACCCCACCUGCAAAUCCCCAUCCUUUAGUCACCCUUCCUUCAUUGAAUUUCCCUUCAUUUUCAAAUAUGUUUGGUUCUGGAAGAACCUGGGAUCGUUAAGAUGAAAACCGUAUGCAAUGGAAUUUCGAAGCUAUCAUCCGC